Molecule: messenger RNA, 1998 nt
Organism: Kwoniella botswanensis
Lineage: Eukaryota; Fungi; Basidiomycota; Tremellomycetes; Tremellales; Cryptococcaceae
Exons: 6
Coding region: 1-1998 (665 amino acids)
Biological process (GO): ribosome biogenesis
Cellular component (GO): Noc4p-Nop14p complex; nucleolus; small-subunit processome
Source: RefSeq, a predicted model, not a curated record
AUGGUAUCAUCCUUACCCAAGAGCAGAGCCAAGCAGUCGACAUCGAAGAACGGUAAUUCAGGAUCCACAUCCAAUCCUCUGAACCACAUCACCAAACUCGAAUCGACCCUGUUAGGCGAUGAGUACGAUCCCAACCCUCUCCUUCCUCUCAUCGCAUUAUCCCGUCAUGACGAUCCUCAAAUAGUGCACAAGGCAGUAUGGGCACUCCACCGAGUUUUCAUCAAGCUUAUUGGGGAUGGAAGAGUGGGAGGUCUGAAUGGUGAUUUAACUGUCAAACAAUCGAAAUCAGAAAUCACAGAAGAAGACAAUGAUAAUGAUCUGAACGAAGAGAGGGAAGUGAAAGGAUGGGUGAGGGAGAGGCUUUUAGAGUAUAUCGAAGUUAUGGGUGGAUUGAUGAGAGAUGCAGAACCUGCUUUGAGAAGCUCAUCAAUCCCCUUAUUAUUCUCGCUCCUACCCCCAUUGUCCACUUCCAUCCCUUCUUCCACACCUCUAAUCCAUAUCCCUUUCUUCCGUUUGGUUCUCUCGCUGCUCCUCAAUCCCAAAGCAUCCUUAAGAGGUGCAAAACCCAAAUCGAAAGGCGAGGGAUGGAAGGUAGUCGAAGCUAAUCAAGUUGAAGAGGACGAAGGGGUAUUACCUCCAGACGUGGUGAAGAUCGUCAUCGAUGACUUUUGGGCAAAGUACGAUGAUCUACGAUGGGCCUUCUUCAAGGAAUCGAGCAAUUACGUCCAGUCUCAGCCUACUAUCAACCAAUCAAACCUUCUAUCCCAACUUUUACCUUUGGUCAACCUACCAAAGCUACCAGAAGACAUCAACGCGUUCUAUAUUCCUACAUUCUCCGAACUUCCCUCUGGGAUAAGUAACACCAAGAAAGUGAAGAAGGUGAAUAAGAAGGGUAAAACGAGGUAUAAGGGUGAAAUCGAUGAAUUACCUGAAUGGAUGAAAGAGUAUGAAUCCGAGGCAUCCGACAUAGAGUCAGAUGAUGAUGAUCAAUCCGCCAAAGGUGGGAAGGGUAAGAGGAAGAGACAGAGAACAUCGACAAUGUCAAUUCAUCAAAGUAUAUAUUCGAUCUUAUCUCAUACAACUUACUAUACCAACCUUUGGGAGAAUAUCUUAUCGAUGAUACCGCUAGAAGAUCAUUGGAUAAGGAAGAUCUUAAUUGGAUUGCAUGGUGAAUAUGGGAUAAUGGGUCAUUUCAAACCUGAAAGAAGAUUACGGAUCGCAGAUUGGUUAAGUACGUUAGUUGAUCGAGGGGGACCGAACGCGAUGUUGGCGAUGAAUGGGUUGUUCGUCUUGAUGACGCAGUAUAACUUUGAAUAUCCUCAUUUCUACGAUCGUCUUUAUGGUUUACUCGAUCGUAAUGUCAUGCACGUCAAAUACCGAGCUAGAUUCUUCAGGUUACUCGAUACCUUCCUCGCUUCUUCUCUCUUGUCGUCAGCUUUAAUCGCAUCAUUCAUCAAAAGACUCUCUCGACUAUCCCUCACAGCUCCUCCGGCAGGUAUAAUUCUCAUCCUCCCAUUCGUAUACAACCUCUUCAAGCGUCAUCCUGGAACAAUGGUCCUGAUACAACGACCUGACGAUGGUGUACUUCGUAUAUCCUCUACAUUGGGUAAAGAAGGUUAUGUAGACCCAUACGAUCCAGAGGAAAUGCAAGUCCUCAAGACUAACGCUAUUAACAGUUCGUUAUGGGAGAUAGCGGCAUUGCAAAAACAUUAUUUACAUUCUAUCAGUACGAUUGCCAAGGUUUUCGGUGAGGUAUUUACCAAACCUGAAUUUGGGUUGGAAGAUUUCCUAGAUCAUGGAUAUGGUACGUUAUUCGAAACUGAGUCAAAUAGGAAGAUCAAGAAUCCACCUGCCUUGUCGAUGGGUAUCGAAACCGCCAUGAGCGAUUCUUUGCCCGACCUGUUCCCUUCUCACAAAGGUAGUGAGGGCAAGACUGAUGGCGAUGUAGAUGUGGCGGAGAAGGAAGGUGAUAUCGUAUCCCAAUUAUGGGCUUUCUAG